GUCAUCGGCUGGAUGAUGCAACAGUCAGAACUGCGUAUCUCCACUCACCUGACGAGAGAGGCUUUCCAAGCUGCACCUGCCUCACCCCUUUGUCCAUUGUCUGGACCGCGGAGGGCAGCCAGUUCCUCUCGUGAUGGGGGCUCUGUUGCAUCCUCCAAGUCCCACUUCCCACACAAGGCAUUCUGGGUCAGCCUCUCAGCCUCUCUGCUCCUGGUCGUCAUCGCCCUCGGUGUGAUUGGGCAUCUGCGACUGUCGCAGCCUCACUCUGAGUCUUUGCAGCUUGUCCGAAUCACAGUUCCAGAUCAGACCGGAGUUCUGAUCAACCAGUCAGCUAUUGUGGACCAGCAGAAUGACUUGGUGACUUUUUCUGUGACCUCACCCACAAAUCAGACGUCCACUGUGAUGUUUGAUAUCAAACAUGGUUUGAUAUGUUACAAACCUGUCAACCAGGAGAGCUGCUUCCUGCGAAAGAUGGAGAAGUCUGACUAUGACAACGUGCACUCCCUCCUCAACGACUCCGCACACAAGCAGAGUCAGUUCCAGCUGUCCGGGAAUGAGACCCAGAGGCAGACGGAGUUCCUGGGGGUGAUGGCAGCCAGUCAGGUGGAUGUGUCCACACUGGAGGAGCCCCUCCAGGCUCUGUGUCAGGACAGCUCCGUCCACUGGACCAGGAGGGUCGAGGGCCCGGGGAAACAGAGGCUGGUCUACUUCUGCAUCGACAUCUGCUUUCCCAGCAACAUCUGCGUGUCCGUGUGCUUCUACUACCUGCCCGAGUGACUGUGCGUUCUCUUCCUCUGCUCCCAGCGAGAGAUCAGGGAAACAAAGUUGUCUUUUUAGCUCCCUCUACAAGAAAAAAAAAAUACACAGAACAAAAGCCAGCUUUGACUGUUUCCUUUGUGCCAUACAGCCGCCAGUAAACCAGUGAAGCAGCCAACCCUCCCAGUCCAUUUAUUCCCAUCCUUCCGAGAGAGAAGAGAUGGAGACAGGCUGUCAUGGUUAUCGCCAAAGCCCCAUCGUCACUCUCUUCAUGUGUAAUACCCUCUCUGGUGGCACACUUCAGAGAUUACAGAAGAAAGAUCCCCUGUUUUUGUAUUUCCUGUAACCCACUGCUGCAGUAUAACUAUGUGUAAUCGUUCCUGUUGUGAUGAGAGUGUUUUGAUCUGUCCAAUAAAAGACUGUUGUGUA
Molecule: messenger RNA, 1185 nt
Organism: Epinephelus moara (kelp grouper)
Lineage: Eukaryota; Metazoa; Chordata; Actinopteri; Perciformes; Serranidae
Gene: bricd5
Product: BRICHOS domain containing 5
Exons: 6
Coding region: 13-777 (254 amino acids)
Biological process (GO): regulation of cell population proliferation
Source: RefSeq, a predicted model, not a curated record